Balaenoptera acutorostrata (minke whale) is the source of this 7913-nucleotide messenger RNA. RefSeq names its product interphotoreceptor matrix proteoglycan 2 (gene IMPG2). The coding region runs from base 21 to 3392 and encodes 1123 amino acids. Lineage: Eukaryota; Metazoa; Chordata; Mammalia; Artiodactyla; Balaenopteridae. Gene Ontology annotation, biological process: visual perception. Gene Ontology annotation, molecular function: hyaluronic acid binding; heparin binding. The transcript is spliced from 18 exons. The record is from RefSeq and is a predicted model, not a curated record.
GUGAAGAAUAUCAUUACUGGAUGAAUUUGUGUGAGGAUGGAAUCACAACUAUAUUUGAAAUGGGCACACAUUUUAGUCAGUCUGUGGAACAUAGAAGCUUAAUUAUGAAGAAACUGUCACACACAAAGGAAACUGUAAGCAGUUCCUGCAAUGACCAGGCCUGUGGCCCUGAAUUGUCAUCUGCAGUUCCUGUUGGUGAUACGUCAACAUUGGGAGGUGCCAGUCUCAGUGUUCCAUAUCCAGGGGUGACCUUCUAUGAAGGUAUCUCAGAGAGCAGCUUGGAGAGGCCAGAAGAGAGUAUUAGCAAUGAAAUUGAGAAUGUGAUAGAAGAAUCCACAAAACCAGCAGUGGAGCAGGUUGCAGAAUUCAGUAUCCACCUUUUGGGGGAACAAUACAAUGAAGAACUACAGGAUCCCUCCAGCUUUCACCACCAGCGCCUUGUAGAAGAGUUUAUUUCAGAGGUGGAAAAUGCAUUUACUGGGUUGCUGGGCUACAAGGACAUUCAUGUACUUGACUUUAGGUCCCCUAAGGAAAAUGGCAGUGGCAUAGAUGUUCACUACGCAGUUACCUUCAAUGGUGAGGCCAUCAGCAAUACCACCUGGGACCUAAUUAGCCUUCACUCCAACAAGGUGGAGAACCAUGGUCUGGUGGAAUUGGAUGAUAAGCCCACUGCUGUUUAUACAAUUAGUAACUUCAGAGAUUAUAUUGCUGAGACACUGCACCAGAAGUUUUUGCUGGGGACCUCCUCUUUGAAUCUGGAUCCUGACUCCCUUCAGCUUAUUGAUGUGAGAGGAGUUUUACUUCCCCAAAGUGAAGACCAAGUUUGGAACACCCAAAGUUCAAGUCUUCAGGAAACCUUACCAUCUUUUCUGGAUAAUACCCCUCAAGCUGAAUGGCCCUCAGCAGAUGAAUUCACCACGAGCAGUAUUUCACCACUUGAUUUCAGCUCUGGUCCUCCUUCAACCACUGGCAGGGAACUCUGGUCAGAAGGCCCUUUGGGUGAUUUAGUGUCUGCACCCAAAUUAGCUUUUCCCUUGAAGGUGAGCCUCAGUUCUUCCCCAGAGGUUUUAGAGGUUAGCAGCUUGACUCUUCAUUCUGCCACCCCAGCAGUGCUUCAGACUGGCUUGCCUGUGGCUUCUGAAGAAAGGACUUCUGGGUCUCACUCAUUAGAAGAUGGAUUAACUAAAGUUAAAGGGUCAGAAGAUUUUCUUUCUAUUGAUCCACUGCCUUCAAGCCCAUUUAGUCGUCCUGUGCCAAAAGAAAUAAUACCAUCCAUGGAAGACUCUGGGGUGUCUUUGACAUCCUCACCAUAUCCGGUCUCCUCUGUCACAUUCGAUAUUCUUGCUAAAGAAGUAACACCUUUUGGCAUGGACUCUUUGGCCUCCAAAGUCAAAGGCCAAUUAGAAGUGAGCACUUGGAUGCCAGACACAUCUAUGGAGAAAGAGUUCAUAUUUGAGAGUGGUUUAGGUUCAGGGUCUGGGCAAAAGGUAGGUCUGAUUACUUGGCCAUGGAGCAAGACUUCAUUAGAGAAGAGCACUGAACCAUUUUCCAAGUCAUGGCUUGAAGUUGAGGAUUCAGAGGAUUUACUUUUGCCAACUGAGGAUAUAGAUGAGAAACUAGUUAUAGAUGACAGAAUAGAUUCCAUAGAUGAAAGUACUGAGCAUUCAAAAUAUGAGCAUUUUGAUAGAUCCAGAAGCUUUGCAGAGGAUGAGACUCUUGGUGGACCUACUGUGUCCAUCUUUGCAGAGACCACAACUCAAUCUGCAUCUCCAGUUCUAUCCAAGCACACAUCAGAAGUACCUGACAUUGACUAUUACUCAGUUACCAAAUCACCUCCUCUACUGACAUCUGCAGCAAUCUCUGCUUCUACUGAUAAACCAGUUCAAGAAGAACCCUUUCUAAAGAAGGAUAUGGAACAAACUACAGAGUCAUCGAACCGUGAAUGGUUUGACAGCAAGAUUUCAGUAGUGAAGCCGGAUGUGCAACCUUUGUGGACCAUAUUGCCAGAAUCAGAUGUAGUUUGGGCAAGAACUUCUUCCCUAGGGAAACUGUCCAGAGACACAUUGGCAAGUACACCACAGAGUACUGACAAGCUCUGGUUGAAAGCUUCCAUGACACAGUCUACCAAAUUGCCUUCAACCACAAGUUCCACCCUGCUGGAAGAUGAAGUCAUUAUGGGCGUACAGGAUAUUUCAUUAGAAUUGGACCAGAUAGGCACAGAUUACUAUCAUCCUGAGCUAAUCCCAGAGGAAAAUGGCAAGGUUGGUGGUUAUGUGGAAAUGUCUACAAGUAUUCACUCCACAGAGAUGGCUAUUGUGGCUCAGCCAACAAAAAGUGAUGACUUGAGUCAUACCCAAGCCGCAGGAGCUUUGGUGGUUUUCUUCAGCCUCAGAGUGACUAACAUGAUGUUUUCAGAAGAUCUGUUUAAUAAAAACUCUUUGGAGUAUAAAGCCCUGGAGCAAAGAUUCUUAGAACUGCUGGUUCCCUAUCUCCAGUCAAAUCUCACUGGGUUCCAGAAUUUAGAAAUCCUGAACUUCAGAAAUGGCAGUAUUGUGGUGAAUAGCCGAAUGAAGUUCGCCAAGUCUGUCCCUCCUAAUGUCACCAAUGCUGUAUACGUGAUUCUGGAAGACUUUUGCACCACUGCUUACCAAACCAUGAACUUGGCUAUUGAUAAAUACUCCCUCGAUGUGGAAUCAGGUGAUCAAGCCAACCCUUGCAAGUUUCAAGCAUGCAAUGAAUUUUCCGAGUGUUUGGUCAACCCCUGGAGUGGAGAAGCAGAGUGCAAAUGCUACCCUGGGUACCUGAGUGUGGAAGAACUGCCCUGUCAGAGUCUCUGUGACCUACAGCCCGACUUCUGCUUGAAUGAUGGAAAGUGUGACAUCAUGCCUGGGCAUGGGGCCAUUUGUAGGUGCCGGGUGGGUGGGAACUGGUGGCAUCGAGGUGAGCGCUGUGAGGAGUUUGUGUCCGAGCCCUUGGUGAUAGGCAUCACCAUCGCCUCCAUGGUUGGACUCGUCCUCAUUUCUUCUGCUUUCGUCUUCUUCAUCAUCAGGACUUUUCAAGCUCAGUACGUUAGGAGAGAAAGAGAGAGACCCUUCAGGCAGCCUGACAGCCUCUCAUCUGUGGAAAGAGCUGUAAAGCACAACCCCGUGUUUGAAAGUCACGGGGCUGAUCUCGAGCAGUACGAAGGACCCUACCCUCAGCGGCCCUUCUACAGCUCCACAGGCAGAGAGGUGAUUGCUGGUCUGAGCAGGGAAGAAAUCAGACAAAUGUAUGAGAACAGUGAGCUUUCCAGAGAGGAAAUUCAAGAAAGAAUGAGAAUUUUGGAACUGUAUGCCAAGGAUCCUGAGUUUGCAGCAGCUUUUGUGAGAGAACAUCAAAUGGAAGAGCUUUAACCAAAACUCCUAUUUUACAACUGAUUAGAAGCCUAGAGAAGAUGGAGAUCACUCAUUACCUAUGUCAUAUAAUUAACUUGGAUUUGGAACUCUGUUGGAAGAAGAGUUUUCUAUCAAAAAAACUAAAUUUGGGACACAAAUAUUUUUUUUCUAGUUUAAAAUUUUAGAAUAUAGUAAGAGAUGUGAUGGUUUUUAUACCCACAAAGACCAAAAGCUGUAUUUAAAGGGAAUCAAAACUGAAUGGGGCUUCCCUGGUGGCACAGUGAUUAAGAAUCCACCUGUCAAUUCAGGGGACAUGGAUUCGAGUCCUAGUCCGGGAAGAUCCCACAUGCCACGGAGCAACUAAGCCCGUGCACCACAACUACUGAGCCUGCUCUCUAGAGACCACAAGCUACAACUACUGAGCCCAUGUGCCACAACUACUGAAGCCUGUGCGCUUAGAGCCCGUGCUCCGCAACAAGAGAAGCCACCGCAAUGAGAAGCCUGCGCACCGCAACGAAGAGUAGCCCUCGCUUGCCGCAACUAGAGAAAGCCCGCGUGAAGCAAUGAAGACCCAACACAGCCAAAAAUAAAUAAAUAAAAGAAAUAAAUUAAAAAAAAAAAGCCGGGCCUGGGAGUUGGGGCUGCAUAUGCUGUCUGCUUCUGAGUCUCUAAGGGUGUCUCUUAAUAACUGCGCCUCAGGUUUCCCAGCAGGAAGAUAAGGUGAGACUCUUACAGGAGGAGGUAGGCUUAGUAGCUGAAUAUUUUGUAGCAUGUUUGUUAUUUUCAGGUGGAAUGAGAAGACUUUGAAGUAGUUUUAACAUAGUUUAUGGUCAGACAUUCACCUAACUAAAAUAUUAAGGCUUUUUUGGAUCAAACUGCUGAAGAAAAAGCAGCCUUUUUGCUGGAGGAUAGAUUUAGGCCUGCGCUUUGUGCUUCUACCAGAGUUUUAAAAUUUCCUGAGCCUAUUAAUCAAAACCACAUUAUUAUGUUAAUCAUGUUAAUAUCCUGUUUUUUUAGCUGUGAAGGACAACACAUAUGUAUAAAGUUUAGAGGGUUCUCCUUAGACUACAGACGAAUUUAAUCAAGUGGACAGGGAAGGAGUGGGUGUCGUGUCAAGGGCACAGUGCUAAGAAUAUACUUUGCUGAUUGAUGGGUGGGCUGAGUCAGAACUAAUGGGUUCCCUGACUCUGCUGCUGAUACCUGACCAUGUCCUGGGCAAAUCUUGGCUCUCCUCUAGUUCCUGGUGUAUUAAUUUUGAAAACAACACCGAAUUUCCUCAUGUAGUAUAGGUUAGCUUCUCCUUUGUGAAUACCUUGUAUCUAAAUUCACUCCUGCUUGUAUGAAACAUGGCAGGACUUUCAUUGCAAUUUAAAACUUUUUUUUUUCCUUUUUUCCUUUAUAGAUUGGAAAAGGCCACAUCUCAUAGAAAUUUUAACUGAAAAUGGAAGUUUUCCUCUCUCCUAGUACUUUUUGAAUGGUAGCUUUGGAGGGGGCACAGAGAGGGUAAAAUGACUAUCACUCCUAAUAAUAAGUCGUGUAUGCAAAUACGUUAUUAUUGAUACAGGUGUUUUAUGUUAGAUAUCUUCAUGUUAGUCAAAGACAAUCUUAAACAUUUUGAUUUCUUUCUGACCAGAUAUAACUAACCAGGGAUAGAUUGACCAUAAGCUAAAAUACUUGGUUCACUUUUUUUUUCCUCAACUUGAUGACUGCCAAUUUCACUCAUUAUGAAGACACCAGAAACUAAAUCUCUGGGAUGAGUACAUGCCACAGUAAAGCUAUUGAAAAGUAUUGAAGGUAUCCAGGUAUUUUGCAAAGUAUGUAUGGGUCACAGGUUUUGUGAGUGUGUGUUUGUAUAGGUAGGUAGUUCCCUUUUCCCAGGAUUCUCUUUCAUUCCCUACUCAUAUAAUGGAUUCUCUAAAAGUUCAGCAUAGGUACAAGGCACUGCUGGGGCAUUUUCUCCUGGGCCCAUUUGAAAGGGAAUUGAUAAUUAUCUUUAAAGCGUCGUAAAUAUUAAUGACAUUUGUCACUACUUAAUGCUUAAUUUUAUUUGUAAAACUUCCUAAGAUUUCUGUUGAAGUUUCUCAGCUUUUUCCCCUAAACUUAUUUGUGUUAGAUGAAAAAGAAAAUUUGUUUUUAUCAUAAGUUAACCCUAAAAGGCAACCUUUUGAAUGAAUGCUUGCUGGCAGAGUUCUAGAUUGACAUAAAGUGGAUAUGGAGCAGGUCACCAUGUGGAACACUUAGGAGAAGCACAAACUGGGCUGAAGGAGGAUUGUUCUUUUCCAGAAGCCAAGCAGAGAAGUGGGAAUGUGAGAAUUCUGACACGUCUCUGUCUCUAAUUUCCGUUUGUAUGAACUUUUCAUGCAAGAGCAAAUCUCUUGGCUCUAUAUGAAUGUCUGCUCCACGUCUAUUAAAUGGAAGGAGCUCCUGAACUCUCAGGGAGAGACCUGAGGGCCUCAAUUCAGGAAUAAAGACUUUGGCCCAACUUUGUUAUAACUGAACAAUAGUGAGAAACAUCAGAGAAUGACAUUUCUAUGGUGAAGAUCCACGGAUGAACACAUUUAAAGGGCUAAAAGAGCUAUCAGUCUGACAGGACAAACUACCCCAAAAGAGCUUCUUUUUAUUUUAUUUUAUUUAUUUAUUUAUUUUUGGCUGCGUUGGGUCUUUGUUGCUGCGCGUGGGCUUUCUCCAGUUGCGGCGAAUGGGGGCUACUCUUUGUUGCGGUGUACAGCCUUCUCAUUGUGGUGGCUUCUCUUGUUGUGGAGCACAGGCUCUAGGCGCGCGGGCUUCAGUAGUUGUGGCACAUGGGCUCUAGAGCACAGGCUCAGUAGUUGUGGCGCAUGGGCUUAGUUGCUCCGCGGCAUGUGGGAUCUUCCCGGACCAGGGCUCGAACCCGUGUCCCCUGCAUUGGCAGGCGGAUUCUUAACCACUGCGCCACCAGGGUUAAGAGCUUUUUAAAAAAGCUCUCCCCAAGGUAAUUUAAUGGCAUGUAGUCAUCUAAAAGUAUUAGGAUAAGCUCUUAUUUAGGCUGUGUGAUUGAGGAAUGAAAUGUUCUGAUUAUUAGGACAUUCUUAUUGAUCUAGCAAUAUAAUAUUUAAUACAACUGUCACCUUAUUUAAAAAUAAUAUAAUGCAGUGCAUGGUAAAGAACUCAAACUUUUUUUUUUUUUUUUUUUGGAUUCAUAGAUAUCACCUUUAUAGUUGAGUAUACAACCUGAUUCUUAUUUUCAUGGGUUGUGGAUAAUGGGGAAUUUAUUUGAUAAAUAGGUCUCCAUUUCCACCAUGGCAAUGUUUUAAGGAUAUUUGUUCACAUUUAUGUGCCCAUUAAAGUCCCAUUUACUUUACAUAAUAAAACAAGUGCAGGUUUUACAUGAUUUUAUUCCCACCUCUUCUUUUUUGUCCCUGCAGUAUCUGGUCAUCAUGGCUUGGCUGUUCCCCUCCCCCUGCUUUUUACCACAUAGUAAAUUUUAAUAUAGUUGAACAACCUUGACUUAAUAUUACUUCUGACAAAAAGAUGAAAAUUGCAUAAAUAUUCUUUGUAGGCUCUCAAACCAUGUUGGCUCAAAUACAAUACCUGAUUUAGUUAUUUACUUGCAUGCUUGUUUUAUAAGUUUGCCUUCUUCCAUUUCAUGAGUUUUAGGCAGCUGGUAUCUUUGUGUCAUUUCCAUGUUUUCAAUAAUGGAUACUUUGACAUCUAUCAGCCCGUGAAUUGAAUUUUCAUUUUGAAAUGGGAAAAGAAGGUAACAUAUUUACUCCAUAAGAAAACUGCUGAUUUAGGAGAAUAACUUAUCUUUAUUAAAUUGAGAUAUUUUAGCCAAGGAAAAUAUGGGUCUUUUUUUUUUUUUUCCUCUUAAAAUGUUUCUAACAAUUCCCAGUAGGAUGGGUGGGGCCAGCCUUUCAGAUUUACAAUCCAGCUGCAGUGAGUUAUGCAUCCUAGCUCAUUCUAUUCCCAAGUGUGCAAUGAAUGUAGAGAAAUGGUGUGAAGGUCACAAUCCUAAAACCAGUUGCAUCGUGUUCCACAGAAGAUCCUGGCUGGAGGUGGGAAGGUGAGAGGGUACUAGAAAUUGAAGUAAUGAAUCUACCUAGAAAUUUCCUUGAGUCAUGCAUUUUGUAAAACCUUAUACUAUCCCUAUGAGUUAACAAGAUACAGGUUAAAUCACUCCCCUCAGGGUAAUAAGACACAAGUUAGAACACACAAUUUGUAGCUACAGCCAGGUUUAAAUGAUUCCUUAUCCUGACUUUUUUUUUUCCACUUAUAUAUAAUUGGUUCUUUAGUGAUUAAGGGAAUAAAUAGGAAAAAUGUAACCAUGAUAUCAGAGAAUAAAGGUAUAAUUAUUUAUGUAUUCAGACUGUGUGAUGAUUCUGAAGUGACCAUAAUAUAUGUUCAAUGUGGAGUAUGGAUAAUGAAGGAUUUUUCUUUUUCAUCUUGUUUAUAAUGACACUGUACAUAAAGUAUGGGUCAGAUAAGCUCAUGUUACUGUACUGUUUGCUUGAAAUGCUCUAGUCUUAAUACUAGCUAAUUAGAAAUAAAAAUUUAACAGUC